Pseudogymnoascus verrucosus is the source of this 1954-nucleotide messenger RNA. RefSeq lists its product as uncharacterized. NCBI's taxonomy places the organism in Eukaryota, Fungi, Ascomycota, Leotiomycetes, Thelebolales, Thelebolaceae. Bases 461 to 1954 code for a protein of 497 amino acids. Gene Ontology annotation, cellular component: plasma membrane. Gene Ontology annotation, biological process: transmembrane transport; carboxylic acid transport. The record is from RefSeq and is a predicted model, not a curated record. Gene Ontology annotation, molecular function: carboxylic acid transmembrane transporter activity. The transcript is spliced from 4 exons.
GCACUUUCGGACGAAUCGCCGUAGUCGCCGGUAUACAACCUGCUCUCUGUGUUCUAAUUCUCGGACUUCUCGCCGUAGCGUACGCCCAAAGCUGCUAGGUUGCCGUACCCGAGACCCAUAACUGCCAUUCAGAGGACAAACAUCAACCACGUUCUUUCAACCAUGAUCUUUCCACGUUACCCUUUAAUCGUUUAACAGACAGGGGAUGAAACUAUUUGUGGCGUACGAUGGCCAUUUCCACGGGUCCGAUAUCCCCGUGUUUGGUGUAGGAAGUAGUGCGGGAGCUUCAAGGGAAGACACGUGCGGUAUGGAUAUAGCUCUAGAAAAGUAUAAUCGUGGUGCCACGGCGAGAAUUUCCAUCAGUAUUUCUAUCGUCCUCGUCGCUCCUUCUUUUGCCAUCUAGUCUUUUUUUCAGUUCACCUUGCUUGUCAUACUGGAACACUUCAGUGUUAAUUUCGCAAUGGCACAAACUGAGAAAGCUCUUGAGGCGGAAAGUUCACCUGAUACGAGCCCAGAUUUGUCGGCGUCGUUUCAAGACGAGAAAUACAUUUCCCAAGAAGCAUCUUCUCUUCAACUGCCUACCGCAGCUAUUGCCAAUACUGCCAAAGUUUCCAGUGUCCUUACUGUAUUUGUUGCUGGCGUCGCGCUCUUCAGCGAUGGCUACAAUGCCCAGAUAAUUGGCUACAUGCAGCCAUUAUUUGCCGACCUGUAUCCAAAUGGCAUAUCUAGUGCAAUUAAAACCCGCCUCUCUAACUCGUACUUAAUCGGCGAAAUAUUCGGCAUGCUAUUCUUCGGCGUCCUUAUUGACAAGGUUGGCCGACGCACGGGUAUAUUCUUCGCAACUAUAUUCCUAAUUAUUGGCAUUAUACUCGCUACGGCCUCGCAUGGAAAAGACCAGCUUGGUCUGUUCUGGAUGAUGAUUGUUGGCCGUGGUAUUGCUGGCUUUGGCGCUGGGGGUGAAUACCCCGUCUGCGCUACGACUGCUGCUGAGGCCUCGGACGAGACUUCGCAUGUUCGCCGACGACGAGGGUUUCUGGUUGCUAUGUCCACUGACUUUGCCGUUGAUCUCGGCUUCGUUUUUGCCGGUAUUGUCGCGUUGAUUGUUUUGGCAUGUUACAACCAGAAAUCUUCAGAAGGAGUCUGGAGGGUCUGCUUUGGCUUAGGCAUUGUUCUCCCCAUCGCCGUUGUCUUCUAUCGUCUCCGCAUGGCAAACUCCACUCAAUUUCGAAAGCAUGCCAUUAAAACUAAUAUUCCCUACAUUCAUGCUUUGAAGUUGUAUUGGAAGCCAAUGCUUGGCACAUCUCUCGCGUGGUUCUUCUACGACUUUGUAACCUACCCAUUUGGCCUCUUCUCCUCUACCAUCAUCUCCCAGCUCAACCCGAACAAUACCGUCGUCCAGAACAUUGGCUAUGGCACAGUAAUCAACUGCUUCUACCUCCCCGGCUGCAUCAUAGGCGGCCUGCUUAUGGAUAAAAUCGGACGCAAGCAAACUAUGACCCUCGGAUUCUUCCUUUGGGCCAUCCUCGGCUUCGUUCUCGGCGGCGCACUCGGCCCCAUCCAAUCCGUGUUUCCCCUUUUCGUUGUCCUAUACGGCAUCUUCAACGCCCUAGGCGAAAUGGGCCCCGGAGUCGCGACAUUCCUGUGCGCAGCGGAAUCUUUCCCUACUCCCCUUCGCGGGCACUAUCUCGGUUUUGCAGCCGCAGUUGGUAAGGCGGGCGCAGCGAUCGGGACGGAAGUCUUCACACCGAUCCAGGACUCGUUUGCGAAUACGGAGAAGGGGCAGCAGGGGGUGUUCUUGAUCGGGGCUGCUUUUGCGGUUGUGGGGGGCCUAAUUGCGUGGUUCUUUAUCCCGGAUAAAGAGAGGGAUUUGGAGGCCGAGGAUGCGAGGUUUAAGGCGUAUCUGGAGGAGAACGGGUUUGAUACAAGCUGUUAUGGGGAAGUCCAGGUUAGAUAA